This is a messenger RNA of Oryza sativa Japonica Group (Japanese rice), 2614 nucleotides long. Lineage: Eukaryota; Viridiplantae; Streptophyta; Magnoliopsida; Poales; Poaceae. The record is from RefSeq and is a predicted model, not a curated record.
UCAACGGGCGAGGUUUUUUGAAAGCAUCAUCCUCUCUCUCUCCUCCCCCAUCGACUACCCCCGACACCCAACGGAAGCCGUAGAAGGAGAGAGAGGGGAAAAGCUUGCUAUUUUAUACCCUCAUCUAGGGUUCCGAGCCCACCGGCUCUCUCCCCCCUUGCUGGCUUCGCGCCAUCUCUCCCGCCACCGCCUCCCCCCCUCCCCCCCUCCGCCUCCGAUAGAUUCGCGCUCGCCCUCCUGACCCACGGAUUCGGUUCCCACGAAACCGCUCGAUCUGGGGGAUCUGCUAGAUUCGUUUGUGGUGGUGGUGGUGGUGGUGAGGAUGUGCUUGUGCCGUUAGAUGGGGGCCAUGGCGAUGGUGGAGCAGGAGGGGUGCGUCGAGAACCGGCAGCCCCUGGCGGCGUCGAGCUCGUCAGUUUCCGACGGAAGCAGCUAUGGCGGCGGCGGCGGCGGGCUCGCGCAGAUGUCGCCGCCGGUGUCUAGCUCGGCGAAUUCCAUCUCCGGUCUUAGGCGGACAAGCGGGCCAAUAAGGAGAGCAAAGGGUGGCUGGACACCAGAGGAGGACGAGACAUUGAGGAAGGCAGUUGAGGCUUAUAAGGGUAGAAACUGGAAGAAAAUAGCCGAAUGUUUUCCAUACAGAACAGAGGUACAAUGCUUGCAUCGAUGGCAAAAGGUUCUUAAUCCUGAACUUAUCAAAGGUCCUUGGACUCAAGAGGAAGAUGAUCAAAUUAUUGAUCUUGUAAAGAAGUAUGGACCAACAAAAUGGUCUGUCAUAGCUAAGGCAUUACCUGGCCGUAUAGGGAAGCAAUGUCGAGAGAGGUGGCACAAUCAUCUAAAUCCAGAAAUAAGGAAAGAUGCUUGGACUACUGAGGAGGAACAGGCACUCAUAAAUGCUCAUCGGAUUUAUGGGAAUAAAUGGGCAGAGAUAGCAAAAGUUCUUCCUGGAAGGACUGAUAAUUCUAUAAAGAAUCAUUGGAAUAGUUCUCUCAGAAAGAAGCAAGAUAUGUACAAUACCAGCAAUAAUAUGGUAGUUCCGAAACUGCUUGUUCAUGAUAAGUUCAAGGAUAAACCAAAGCUGAUGGCUAUGGAGGGUCAUCUUGAUUUGAACAAGGCACCCAUUAUCAAUUCAAAAGACCAACCUGGAACAGCUCAUCGGUCUAAUUGCUCAGGGUUUCUAUCUCGUUCCUCAUUACCAACUGCUCAGCCACUUACUUCCCGUGAGGCAUCUGUAGUUGAUGGUUCCGCUGUCACUUUAGUGGCGCAAGCUCUGGAAAGUGAUUCUGUCCGUGGUAAGGGCUUGGAAAUUGAUUCUGUUCAUGAGAAAGGUCUUGAGGUUAACUCGGCACCUGAUCAUACCGGGAACUCUUGGACCAUUCAACUAGAAGCUGCACCAUCCAAAGGUGAAGCAGAAUUAUCUUUGAAGAAUGAGGCACGCUCUCUUGGUCCACUUUGUUACCAGAUCCCUAACAUGGAAGAUGUAGUCCCUGUGAGUUCCUCACUCUUUUCUGACCAUCUUACUGGGAACCAUACAUCUGAACAUUGUGGGGAUGAUAUAUUGUCACCUGCUGGCUGCACUACUCCCCCUCCAACAAAGGGAAAAUUAACAAGCCAGCUUAGUGUUGAUUCAAUUUUGAAGAGUGCUGCUAACAGUUUUCCAGGUACUCCUUCAAUAUUAAAAAGAAGAAAACGGGAUAAAUCAACACCUGUUUCAGCUAGUGAGAUGAAGAUCAGUGGAUCAAAUACUGAUAGAUUUUACACUCCCAUGGGGAUGGAACCUGCUACAGCUACACCAGAGUCAUUCAAAACUACAUCUUUUUUGUCAUUGGGUUCUCUUGAUGGUUCUGUAAAGAGCUUUGAUGUUUCACCACAAUACCGGGCAAGGUCAAAAAGAAUGGCUCUCACGAAAACAGUUGAGAAACAGCUGGAUUUUUCAUCAGAUGGAUUAGAUACUUGUGGUUCUGAGAUUCUGAACUCUUCCUGCAAUAAUUCCCAAAGCACACUUUCUAUUACCGAAGCCCCAAAACUGAAAGAAAAGGAACAUGCUGUUCAAUUGGAAAAUUUAACCAAGAACUUUGCGCAUACAACCAAUUUGGAUGUAACCUAAUCUUGGAAAAUGCAGGAACUGACAUCAAUCUGAUGAAGUAGGACAGAUGAGCUGAAGUGUCUUUCUGAGCUGAUGAGCUUUUUCUCAAAGUAUCACGAUUAAACCACAACAAGAUCAAACAAAACCGGUGGAGAAGAAUUCCAGAAUUGAAGCUUUGUACUGAGUACAGAAGGUCCACCAAUCAUUCUCCCAUCUCUUCUAACCAAGGUGUACAAAAGAUGAGCGACACUCUGUAGAAGAAUACAUUGCUCGCUGCACUUUGUGAAUUUACAGUUAGAAAAUUCAGAUUGUAGAAGCCACAGGUGUGUACAAAACAACAACGAAAAAAAAUUAUAGUGUUAGAACGUCAUUAUAGCUGAAUAAGAGUAUUCCUCAUUGGAUUGUCAGAUUUAUUUUGUCUUGUGCUUUCCCUUUGUCGCGAAACAGCCAGGGUCUGCUCUGUGUAACAAUAAUAAAACCCGUUUUUGCAAAAUCAUUGCCAGAGAUAGUCAAGAAACCAUUUUGACAGCA